AGGCAGCGAAGUGGUCGGCUCACCUUUUUCUCUUCUCUUUCUUUCUUUCCAGCGAGGUCACUCCCCCCUCGCAGGACUCUCUCUCUCUCUCACACGCACACACAAACACAAACAGCAAGGCAGAAGGCGAUCGCUCCGCAGCUAUGGUGUACAAGCCCAAGAACAAUAAGUGGUCUCGCAUGCUCGCCGCGCGCAAGCUGGCUGCGGCAGAGAGACGAAAAGAAGUAGAAGAGCGACACAGCGAGGAAGCAGAGGCAGACGCGGCUUUCGAUCGAAGGGACGAAGGCGGUGCGCGCGAUGCAGCGGCAACAGCGCACUCGAAGAAAGACGGCGAAGGUCGGCUGAGCGACUCUGCGGAUGCACCGACGAGUACGGGCGUUCAUCAGAAUAGCAGCGGGCCACAGACAGCCGUGUCAAUCUACUCGACGGGAUCCAUUGGGCCGCAAGAACAGUCAGAGAAUGAUUGCUGCACCGCACACACCGAACACACUCCUCUUCUUACUAGGCUCAACGAGCCUCCCGCCUGCGGUGAGUCAACGUGUGUGCUGCGGGACAUCGCUCAGCUCCCUCGUGUCGUGGAUGCGUUCUGCGUCCCCUCUCCCUGCUUCGAAGCAUCUUUGGAAGGCUUACCUGCCGUGUCUGACGCACCCAUAUACAUCGCUUAUACUCUCCAAAUGGAGGCAUCGGCAGCACGAGAAGCCGCGACCGUGUUUGGUGUGUGGGAUGCGCGGUCAGACGGCGGAUGUCUGCAGUUGGUCCGUUGGAGUGCAGAAGCCCACCCCGCAGCCGAGCCACCGUUACCGUUGUCGUCAACAACUUCUUCAUCGGGACUGCAAGAGUUGGUAAUGUACGUCGACGCAGAAGGACGCUGCUUCAUGCUGGCGCCCUCCUCCGUCGUCUCUGUUGGGCAGGCAGAUAUCUCGCAGAAGGGAGAGGAGAGCACCGUCGACCAGAAAAUGCGGAGAAGCAACGAUGUUGACCAGUCGGUUGAUGGUGGUGUAGAAGCCGCUGCUCCUGUGGACGAGGGAAGUCCUUAUGCCUAUUGGCUCAUUCCCGCGUUUCUCAAGGAUCACUUCAUGGCGUUGCUGCUGGCACAGCGUCGGUGGCACGUCGCAGGAAGCGCCGGUGUGAAGUCUGAGUCGCUGCGCGAGCCGCUGCCAUCCUUUGCGGUGCAGCCGCACGCGUCACAGUGGAUACUGACCUCCACAGCGGCGGCAGCACACGAGGAUCGCGUUGCCCGGUCCGUUGAUGAGGCAGCAAGCGUAUCCGCUCCACCUGCGCAGCUCGCACCGUCGCCGCCACUCAAGGUCGGUAGAAAGAAAAAGAAGGCAGAGAAACGAAGGCGAGCUGCCACCACCCCUCCCCAGUCCGACCCGGUUAUCGUCAACGCAGAGGCAGCUCCUUCGCAAGCUGAUGUCUCAGCCACGUACCGCAUUCCUUAUGUGGUGAAGGUCACGCGUCUAGCCGCCAGCGCAGGCGAUGCCUCGACAGACGAAGGAGCCACCUCGUCUCAGCUCAUUGCCUCAAGAACGUUUCGCUUGCCGUCCUCUGCGGUCUUUUACGUCGGCAAUCGCCUCACACCGUUCCCUCCUGACUACGUGCUGCAAGACGCAAAAAGAGAGAAGGACGGCGACGAAGCACCACGUCAACCGCGAUGA
This is a messenger RNA of Leptomonas pyrrhocoris, 1658 nucleotides long. RefSeq lists its product as hypothetical. Lineage: Eukaryota; Euglenozoa; Kinetoplastea; Trypanosomatida; Trypanosomatidae. The transcript has a single exon. The record is from RefSeq and is a predicted model, not a curated record. The coding region runs from base 144 to 1658 and encodes 504 amino acids.